Molecule: messenger RNA, 4971 nt
Organism: Scedosporium apiospermum
Lineage: Eukaryota; Fungi; Ascomycota; Sordariomycetes; Microascales; Microascaceae
Exons: 4
Coding region: 1-4971 (1656 amino acids)
Biological process (GO): glutathione metabolic process
Cellular component (GO): cytosol
Molecular function (GO): 5-oxoprolinase (ATP-hydrolyzing) activity
Source: RefSeq, a predicted model, not a curated record
AUGGCUACCGCUGAGGUCGACGUCCCAUCCAGUCUCCGGACGGUCCCCGGGUCUGUUAACAUCUCCAUAGCGACGUUCCCCGUCACUCCCAACAAGUCAGCACCGGCAGAUGUCUCAAAAGUUGCGGUGGACUUGGUGAGCUCUUUCAAUAAGGCUAUCGAGGCUGGUGACUACCAGGCCAUCGCUGAUCUCUUUCUUGACAACGGCUUUUGGCGUGAUCACUUUGCUUUGACGUGGGACUUUCGGACAGCCAAGGGACCCGACGGCAUCCUGAACCUUCUCAAGGAAGCUGCGGGGUCGAGAGACGGGUUUAGGCUCAAGAAGAUUGAAAUCGAUGAUAGCACUGACGUCCGCGCCCCCAAGUUCAAAACUCUGGAUGAAGAGGGUAAAGUCUGGGGGAUCCAGGCAUUCAUUACUCUAGAAACGGCAAUUGGCAAGGGUCGUGGUAUCGCCCGUUUGGUUGAGGUUGAUGGCAAGUGGAGAAUAUUCACGCUCUAUACCAGCCUACGGGAGUUGACCGGCCACGAGGAGGAUAUUUACUCUCGGAGGCCAGUGGGCGUGCAGCACGGAGGCAAGCCUGGACGCAAGAACUGGGCUGAACGAAGGACGCAAGCUGCGGAUUUCAACGACGGUACUGCGCCAGCAGUAUUCAUUCUAGGUGCUGGCCAGGCCGGAUUAACCGCCGCUGCGCGGCUUAAGGCCUUGGGUAUCGAUACCCUAGUCAUCGAUCAAAACGAUCGGGUGGGGGAUAAUUGGAGAAAACGAUACCACCAACUGGUUCUUCACGAUCCAGUAUGGUAUGAUCACCUACCAUACCUGCCCUUCCCACCCCAAUGGCCCAUCUUCACUCCCAAGGACAAGUUGGCGCAAUUCUUCGAAGCGUAUGCGACUCUCCUUGAACUUAACGUCUGGACUCGAACUGAACUCGUGCACGCUCGGUGGGAUGAGGACAAGAAGAACUGGACGGUCAUCGUGCACCGCAGGAAAGAGGACGGCACGAGUGAGGUUCGAACAUUCCACCCCAGGCAUGUCAUCCAGGCCACCGGGCACUCCGGAAAGAAGUAUAUGCCGUCGAUCCCGGGCAUUGAUACCUUUAAGGGCGAUGUCUUGUGCCAUUCAUCCGAGUUCCGUGGAGCUAAAGAAAACAGCCAAGGAAAGAAGGCGGUAGUUGUCGGCUCUUGUAAUUCUGGUCACGACAUCGCGCAGGACUUCCUUGAGAAGGGUUACCACGUCACGAUUGUUCAGCGGUCGACAACACAUGUCGUUUCUUCUUAUGCCAUCACAGAUAUCGCCGACAAGGACACAUAUUCAGAAGAUGCCCCGCCAGUUGAUGACGCUGAUAUUAUAGUUCACGGCAAUCCCAGCUCUGUCUUGAAGGCCCUGAAUGUCACAAUCACCCAAAAGUCUGCGGAGUGCGAUAAGGAAAUCCUGGAAGGUCUUGAAAAGGCUGGCUUCAAGACAGACUCCGGCCCAGACGGUUCGGGAUUGUUCAUCAAGUACUUCCAGCGCGGAGGUGGUUAUUAUAUCGACGUUGGUGCUUCUCGCCUCAUCGCAGAGGGCAAGAUUAAGGUGAAGCAGGGACAGGAGAUUUCGGAGAUUCUUCCGAAUGGGCUACGCUUUGCGGAUGGCUCCGAACUGGAGGCUGACGAGGUUGUCUUUGCUACUGGUUAUCAGAACAUGCGCACGCAGACGCGCUUGACAUUUGGCGAUGAGAUUGCGGAUCGAGUUGGUGAUGUCUGGGGGUUUAAUGAAGAGGGCGAGAUGAGGACGAUUUGGCAGAAGAGUGGACACCCUGGAUUCUGGUUCCAUGGCGGUAAUUUGGCGUUGUGCAGGUAUUUCUCGACCUUCCUGGCUUUGCAGAUCAAGGCGCUGGAGGAAGGUAUUAUGAGCGGCGGGAGACAGUUCCAUAACGACCUUCAAAAUUUCGACUUUGAGCCUGGUUUCGAUAAACUCAACAUGUCUACUGCCGGGACGAAAAAGCUCCGCAUCGGUGUGGAUGUGGGCGGCACAAACACUGACGGCGUUCUUCUCGACCCGACCCAAUCGUCCUCACCUAGCAGGGGGAUUGUCGCGUGGCACAAGUCGCCUACAACUGCCAAUCCCGGGGAUGGCAUCAACAACGCAAUCGUGACCAUGUUCGCUUCGGCGAGCAUCAAGCCCGAGGACGUGGCGAGCGUUGUUAUUGGCACGACGCAGUUCGUUAACGCUGUGGUAGAGCGGGAUCCUCGGCGGUUGUCGCGAGUGGCUGUUCUUCGUCUCUCGGGCCCAUUUGCUAAGCAUGUCCCGCCAUGCGUGGACUGGCCUGACGAUUUGCGCGAGGUUAUACUGGGAUAUCACUCUAGGGUUAAGGGAGGGCUCGAAGUCGACGGGCAACUGAUCUCCAGUAUCGACGAAGCGGAAGUGAAGGAGCAAUGCGCUAUGAUUCGGCAGCUGGAAAUUAACACUAUAGUCGUCAACGGCAUAUUCAGUCCGAUCGACACAGUAGAGAAGCAGGAAGAGAGAGUUGCCGAGAUUAUUCGAGCGGAGGUACCCGGAAGUUACGUCGUGUGCGCUAGAGACGUAGCCAGCCUUGGCUUCGUGGAAAGGGAGAAUGCCGCAAUCUUGAAUGCGUCCAUACUGCCCUUUGCCGCACGCACCAUCCAGUCUUUCCAAAAGCCGGUGAAAGCUCUUGGGCUGCACUGUCCUGUCUUCAUAACGCAGAACGAUGGAAGCAUACUGUCAGGAGAGGUGGUGGCGAAGUUCCCCAUCAAAACCUUCUCUAGCGGACCUACGAACAGCAUGCGUGGAGCCGCCUUCUUAGUACAAGGUGAGGUCGAAGAAGAUGUCAUGGUUGUUGACAUUGGGGGCACAACUACCGAUGCCGGCCUCCUUCUAGCAAGUGGAUUCCCCAGGCAGCAAGCCGCAUAUAGCGAACUUUCCGGAGUGCGAAUGAACUUUCCAUGUCCAGACAUAAAGAGUAUUGGUCUUGGCGGUGGCUCGCUGGUCCGAAAGGGUAAAAGUAUUACCAUUGGCCCUGACAGCGUCGGAUACGCCAUCACAACGCGAGGACUGGCUUUCGGUGGCACAGAGUUGACUUCAACCGACUGUUCCGUUCUUGCAGAUCACUCCAUAGAAGUUGGAGACCGGAAACUGGUCGAAGGCUCUCUCUCAGCCGAGGAACUUGAAGAGUACCUUGCAGUUGUGAAAUUCAAGUUGGAAAGUCUGAUCGCGAGAAUGAAAACUUCUCCGGCGGAUCUCCCGGUUAUCCUAGUUGGAGGCGGCGCAAUAAUCGCUCCAAAGGAACUCUCGGGAGCCAGCAAGGUCUUUACACCGAAGUGGUCUGAAGUUGCAAAUGCUGUUGGGGCAGCCAUAGCCAGAGUGAGCGCGACCGUCGACACAGUGCAAUCCACUGAAUCAAAAUCAGCACGGGAGGUCUUGGAAGAUAUAAAACAGGAAGCUAUGAAGAAGGCUGUCGAGUUUGGUGCGCUGCCAUCGUCAGUUAAGGUGGCCGAAGUGGAAGAGUUGCCGCUGUCGUACGUUGCCCACAAAUCCCGAUUCAUUGUCAAGGCGGCCGGUGAUUUUGAUUUCACACGAACGUUUACCACCACGGAUCAUCUGGAUUUGGCGAUCGACCAGAUCGAAAUCCAGGCCGAUACCGAGAUGCCAUCCGCGAUAUCGAAAGCAAGUCCUACGAGAGACGAGAUUGACUUAUUAAGCUACAAGCCCACUGUCAAGCAAGGAGUAUGGUAUGUCAACGAGACAGACUUGAGCUUCAUCAGCAUCGGCUGUUACAUCCUGGGAACUGGAGGCGGUGGCUCUCCAUAUUCGCAAAUGGUGCUUCUUCGCGAGAAACUUCGAGCCGGUGCAGUGGUAAGGGUUGUGAGCCCAUCAAGCUUACCGGACGAUGCGCUCGUCGGAAGUGGCGGCGGUGCCGGCUCCCCCACUGUUGCAAUCGAAAAGUUAUCGGGGGACGAAAUGAUCGAAUCUCAGCGUGAAUUAUACAAGAUGGUCGGACGGCCGGCAACGCACAUGAUCACUGUUGAAAUCGGAGGUGCUAAUGGCCUUCAGAGCAUGAUCCUUGGCGCGACCACAAAUAUGGACGUACCAGCGGUUGAUGGAGAUUGGAUGGGCCGAGCAUAUCCCACAAAAUGGCAGACGACACCGGUCGUGUUCAAUGAAAGAUCGCCUAUAUGGGCACCUAUAGCAAUGAGCGACGGUAAUGGCAAUAUCAUAACCAUGACCGGAGCCUCUUCAGAUGCUCACGUCGAGCGCAUCAUGCGUGCGGCGCUGAGUGAAAUGGGGUCCCAGGUGGGUUUCGCUGACGCGCCAGUCAGCGGCGCCGAGGUGAAGCGCUGGGUUGUUGAGAAUACCAUCUCCCAGUCUUGGAGGAUCGGCCGGGCCGUCAUGAAAGCAAGGAAGACGAACAAUCUUGACAACGUUGCCGAGACGAUAAUUAAAGAGUGCGGCGGCCAUGAAGGCGCGAGAGUCAUCUGGAAGGGGAAAAUAGUGAGGGUAGAGCGAACGCUGAGAACAGGUCACGUCUAUGGGGAGUGUGUCAUUGAGGGGAUGGGUGGCUCCCAGGAUGCCCAGGCUGGGGUUGGACGUGAGAACAACAAAGGCACCGAGUUCAGUGGGUUCAUCAAGAUACCGUUUAAGAACGAGAACAUUGCUGCUAUAAAAAUUCCACCUGGAGCACAGUCGUCGCUUCAGGACCUAGGCGCUAAAGAACGACAAGAGGACGUCCUCGCCAUAGUACCAGAUCUCAUCUCUGUCAUCGACGCCCAAAACGGUGAGGCUCUUGGUACUCCGGAAUAUCGAUACGGUCAACUGGUGAUUGUUCUAGGGAUCGCAGCUAGCGAUCGAUGGACGUCCACCCCGAGGGGAAUUGCUAUUGGUGGUCCGGAGGCGUUUGGCUUUCAUCACUUGACUUACAAAGCCCUUGGAAAAUUCGCGAAACCCAGGAGCGUUAUUGAAGAGUUUAAUGAGGGAUAA